AUGGCCACGACAACUUGUACGCGAUUUACGGACGAAUAUCAACUGUACGAGGAGCUGGGGAAGGGAGCCUUUUCAGUUGUACGCCGAUGUGUCAAGCUGUGUACAGGACAAGAGUAUGCUGCCAAAAUAAUCAACACUAAAAAGCUGUCUGCCAGAGAUCAUCAGAAGCUGGAACGAGAAGCCCGAAUUUGUCGCCUCCUAAAACACCCCAACAUUGUGCGUCUUCAUGACAGUAUAUCAGAGGAGGGCUUUCACUACCUGCUGUUCGACCUGGUGACCGGAGGGGAACUCUUUGAGGACAUUGUAGCCAGAGAAUACUACAGUGAGGCAGAUGCAAGUCACUGUAUCCAUCAGAUUCUAGAAAGUGUUCAUCACAUUCACCAACAUGACAUAGUGCACAGAGACCUAAAGCCUGAGAACCUUCUCCUGGCAAGUAAAUGCAAGAAUGCAGCAGUGAAACUGGCUGACUUUGGCCUGGCCAUCGAGGUUCAAGGAGAUCAACAGGCAUGGUUUGGGUUUGCCGGCACACCAGGGUACCUUUCGCCUGAAGUGCUGAGGAAAGAGGCAUAUGGUAAACCUGUGGACAUCUGGGCCUGUGGGGUGAUUCUCUACAUCCUGCUGGUGGGGUACCCUCCUUUCUGGGACGAGGACCAGCACAAGCUGUACCAACAGAUUAAGGCUGGGGCCUACGACUUUCCUUCUCCAGAAUGGGACACAGUGACCCCUGAGGCCAAAAAUCUGAUCAACCAGAUGCUGACCAUUAACCCAGCCAAAAGGAUCACCGCUCAGGAGGCCCUCAAACACCCGUGGGUCUGCCAACGAUCUACAGUGGCGUCUAUGAUGCACAGACAGGAGACUGUGGAGUGCCUGAAGAAAUUCAACGCCAGGAGGAAACUCAAGGGAGCCAUUCUCACAACCAUGCUGGUAUCUAGAAAUUUCUCUGUGGGCAGUAGGCAGACCACAGCUCCAGCCUCAGUGACUGCAGCUGCUGCAGCUGUGGCAGCGGCUGCCGGCACCACCGCAGGCCUGGUGGAACAAGCAGCCAAGACUUUGCUGAACAAAAAGGCAGAUGUCAAGACAUGCAAGUCCAGCUCAACUGUCCAGUACAUGCCCCAGACAAACAGCACCAAAAACAGCAUAGUCACCAGCCCCAAAGGAAACAUCCCUUCACCUGCACUGGAGCCACAGACAACUGUCAUCCAUAACCCAGUGGACGGGACAAAGGAAUCAUCGGACAGCAGCAACACCACAGUGGAGGAUGAAGACGUGAAAGGAAACUGCUCAGUUAAGGCCCAGCCCUCCCCCUGCUCCCAGUCUGUGAGUCAGGGUGCUGCUGUGCACUCCGCUGCUAAGUUUGCUGACCUGCUGGGAUCAGUGCGUAGAGGUUCAGGGCCCACAGCGGACGGCGAGGCCCCCCCCUCAGCCUUCUCUGCCCCCUCACCCCCACACACCCCUGCCGUCCCAAUGCAGAUGUCCAGGCUCACAGACUUGGUUAGCAGUGUGCGUAAGAUUCCUGCUCCUCCUUCGGCCCCCGCCGCCCCUCCCUCUGAUAGUGAAGCCCCUGUGCCCAGUCCCAGGUCUCACCUGGCCUCAGCGCAAGCCACCCCCCCACCUCCACCUCAGCCUCCCUCCAGUCCCUUCCCAUCCUCCGCUCAGACACGCAAGCAAGAAAUAAUCAAGAUCACAGAACAGCUCAUAGAAGCAAUCAACAACGGAGACUUUGAAGCUUACGCAAAGAUUUGUGAUCCUGGACUGACAUCUUUUGAACCAGAGGCACUGGGCAACUUGGUAGAAGGAAUGGAUUUCCACAGAUUUUACUUUGAAAACCUUUUGGCUAAGAACAGCAAACCCAUCCACACUACCAUCUUAAACCCUCACGUGCACCUGAUUGGAGAGGAUGCUGCCUGUAUCGCUUAUAUCCGCCUGACGCAACAGCAAGUGGCAGAACAUCCACUUCCACUGCUCCGGAGCGCCUGCUGCACCGCUGCAGUGAGGUUAAAUGCCAUGUUGUGUCUGAAAGGAGUGCUCUACUAA
Messenger RNA from Knipowitschia caucasica, 2034 nucleotides. NCBI's taxonomy places the organism in Eukaryota, Metazoa, Chordata, Actinopteri, Gobiiformes, Gobiidae. The record is from the annotation of a GenBank genome assembly.